Molecule: messenger RNA, 1053 nt
Organism: Ascochyta rabiei
Lineage: Eukaryota; Fungi; Ascomycota; Dothideomycetes; Pleosporales; Didymellaceae
Product: Methionyl-tRNA formyltransferase
Exons: 2
Coding region: 1-1053 (350 amino acids)
Biological process (GO): biosynthetic process; conversion of methionyl-tRNA to N-formyl-methionyl-tRNA
Cellular component (GO): mitochondrion
Molecular function (GO): methionyl-tRNA formyltransferase activity
Source: RefSeq, a predicted model, not a curated record
AUGCGCUGGAGGCUGCCGGCCCCCACCCGCUCUUGGCUGCUUGCUAGCCGUCGCCCGUAUGCCACUUCGACGCGAGCUGCAGACUCCUUGAAGAUCUUGUUCUGCGGCUCCGAUGACUUCAGCAUCAUCUCGCUGCGCGCCCUGGACGCGGCAAGGCGCCGUCUGCCCGGCCUCAUCGACGAGAUCCACGUCGCUCACCGCCCGGCGAAGCCGACGGGUAGGGGCCUCAAGACCCUGCGACCAGUGCCCAUCACACAGGCCGCACGCGACCUCUCCCUCCCCACCCACACCCUCGACACCUUCACCGGCUGGACGCCCCCAUUCUCCUACAACCUGGUCGUUGCCGUGUCCUUUGGCCUGCUCGUCCCGCCGCGCAUCCUCUCCCUGGCACCCUACGGCGGUCUGAAUGUCCACCCUUCGCUGCUCCCCGACCUGCGCGGCGCUGCCCCCAUCGAACACGCGAUCCUGAAGCGGCGCGAAUACACAGGCGUCAGUGUGCAGACCCUGCAUCCCACCCACUUCGACCAAGGCGUCGUGCUGGCCCAGACUCCGCCCCCGGGCAUAUCCAUUGCCAAACACGAGACGGCUGCCGAGCUGGAGGGGCGGCUCGCUGCAGCAGGAGCAGACAUGCUCGUCGACGUGCUGCACACGCGCAAGUUUGUCUCCCCGCUACAAGGCGUGGGCUGGUAUGCUCAGUCGAACAGGCCCCUCGACCAUGCGCCCAAGAUCACCAAGCAGCAUGGCUUCAUCGACUUCACGGCCAUGCACAUGGACCAGAUCCUGGCUGUCCAUCGCGCCCUGGGCGACACAUGGUGCACGCUCCCCAAUGGCGACCGGCUGGUCAUGCAUGAGCUCGUCACUCUACCCUACACAAACACACACGGCCAGCCCGGUCUGUGGGCUCAGCACCACGGUCCCGACCCCCUGUUCCGAGCAGCCUGUGGGCGUGUGGGCCGUAUAGAAUCGAGUACCUAUGCGGGCGGCAAGGCGGGCAGGGGGAAUGCAAAGGUGAAGAAGUUGCUCCUCAACCCAUGUAGAGUGCAGUUGAUGUAG